ACAAGAACUGGAAAUUCAGGGCAAGUGCAGAGUCACAAUGUUUGAGGAAAGUCAGCAUUUGUCCCAGCGACACCGACGACAGUCAACACGCAAUUUUGAAUUCUGCAGGAAAAGCAAGAGUUUUUUUGAUCUUUUUGUGGUCCCUGAAAACCCUGUGCUAGACAUGUACGCUGCCAGCUGCCUGCGGUCUGAAGACCAGUUCCUGUGCUCCAUCUGUCUGGAUGUGUUCAAAGAUCCAGUCACCACACCAUGCGGACACAACUUCUGCAAGAACUGCAUCACUGAACACUGGGAAACUAAUGACAUCUGUUUGUGCCCCAUGUGUAACAAGGUUUUCUACACAAGACCAGAGUUAGACAUCAACACCUUCAUCUCAGAGAUGGCUGGUCAGUUCAGGCACGAAGCUCAACAGACUGUCAGCAGCAGCGACUCAGAGCAACAAGUCCCCAAACCAGGAGAGGUUCCCUGCGACGUGUGCUCUGGAACGGCCCUCAAGUCCUGCCUGGAUUGUCUCAUGUCCUACUGCGAGACCCACCUGGAGCCUCAUCUGACGGCAGCACGUCUAAAAAGGCAUCAGCUGAUCGAGCCCGUGGAGAACCUGGAAGCCAGGAUAUGUAAGAAGCACGACAAACCUCUGGAGCUGUUCUGUAAGAGAGACCAGACCUGCAUCUGCAUGUUCUGCUCGGUGGUGGAGCACAAGACACACGAUGUUGUUCCUCUGAAAGAAGAAUAUGAAGGAAAGAAGGCAGAGCUGGUGACGACGGAGGCUGAAAUCCAGCAGAUGAUCCUGAAGAGACGGCUGAAGGUUCAGGAGAUUAAACAGUUGGUGAAGCUCAGUAAAGAAGGAGCAGACCGAGAGAAAGCGGAAGGAGUCCAGGCCUCCGCUGCUCUGAAGGAGUCUGUGGAGAGGAGCCUGAACGAGCUCAUCAAGGAGAUCGACAGCAAGCAGAAAGCGGCAGAGACCCAAGCUCGAGACUUGAUUAAAGAGCUGGAAGAGGAAACGUACGAGCUGAUGAAGAGAAGCACGGAGGUGGAGCAGCUGGCGCGUGGGGAGGAUCACCUCCACUUCAUCCAGAGCUUCCACUAUUUACAGGCCCUUCCUCCCACCAAGGACUGGACGGAGGUGGAGGUCCGGCCUCCGUCCUACGAGGGCACGGUGGUGAGAGCUGUGGCUCGGCUGGAGGACACGCUCAGCGCAGAAGUGAAGAAGCUGCUGGAGGCGGAGCUGGCGAGAGUCCGGCAGUUUGCAGUGGACGUGACCCUCGACCCGGACACGGCUCACCCUGAUCUGGUCCUGUCUGCUGAUGGCAAGCAGGUUUACGACAGCGAUACGAAGCAGAAGCUGCCAGACAACCCAGAGCGGUUCUCGGACUGUAACUGUGUCCUCGCAAAGCAGAGCUUCUCUUCAGGCAGGUUUUACUUUGAGGUUCAGGUCACAGGAAAGACCGACUGGGAUGUGGGAGUGGCCCGAGAGUCCAUCAACAGGAAGGAGAACAUUCCGCUGAGCCCGGCUGACGGCUACUGGGCCGUCUGGUUGAGAAACGGAAGCGAGUACGAGGCGCUAGACGAGCCCGCGGUGAACCUGCGCCUCAAGUCCCGGCCCGAGAAGGUGGGCGUGUUCGUGGACUGCGACCAGGGGCUGGUGUCCUUCUACGACGCAGACACCGGAGCGCUGAUCUACUCCUUCUGCGGCUGCUCCUUCACUCACAAACUGCUGCCGUACUUCUGUCCCAGUGACAACGACGGUGGUAAAAACUCAGCUCCUCUGAUCAUCUGUCCUGUCAAACAAAACAACCCUUUCCUGUAGCGGCAUCCUGGAAGACGCAGAGCUGAGAGGGAGCGUCCAAGGUUUGACUCAUGUGGGUGAAGGCUGAAUCAAAAACCAUUUGUGGCAUCUGAAUCAGGAAUGUUGAAAUUAUAUGUAUUUACUUUCAUGGCUUCUUGUUAAAUUGAAAGCUAAAUAAACUUCUCCCAAACAGUG
This is a messenger RNA of Betta splendens (Siamese fighting fish), 1981 nucleotides long. RefSeq names its product E3 ubiquitin-protein ligase TRIM21-like. The record is from RefSeq and is a predicted model, not a curated record. NCBI's taxonomy places the organism in Eukaryota, Metazoa, Chordata, Actinopteri, Anabantiformes, Osphronemidae. The transcript is spliced from 2 exons. The coding region runs from base 38 to 1807 and encodes 589 amino acids. Gene Ontology annotation, molecular function: zinc ion binding; protein binding.